Messenger RNA from Thlaspi arvense, 1231 nucleotides. The record is from the annotation of a GenBank genome assembly. NCBI's taxonomy places the organism in Eukaryota, Viridiplantae, Streptophyta, Magnoliopsida, Brassicales, Brassicaceae.
UCAAUACAAGUUAGUAAUUUAAAUAAAAAGCAAUGAAUAAGGAUAUUGUUUAAACGGGGCAAACACAAAGUCAGGCUUAAAAGGGCUAAAAUUUGAAACUUCGGUAUUUAAACAACAUUUUUUCCUUUUUCAUUUUUUAUUUAUUUUAAUUUCCGGAAAAUAUGGUAAAAGAAAAUUAUCACGUUGAGCUCAUUCUAUAGGGAGACAUACGUGGCGGAUAUCUAGGGACCCGAGAGGAGAGAACGAGUUCGUUCGUCGUCGUCAAUGGAGAUCUCUGCGUCUGCUUCUCUAACUUCCUCUGGACUCGUUCCUCGUCUUUUUCCCUUGUUCUAUCCUCAAGCUCGAACCACUUCCUGUGCGCCGUCUCUGCCUUCUUCCUCCGUUAAACUCAUUUCUUCUCACAGGCGUAUAGCUCCGUCACGGUGUCUCGCCGACCAGUCUGCGCUUACCGGGAUCAGUGUUGUUGAUUCGGAUCCCAUUGACGCUGUUCAGAGGAAAGCUAUGGACAUAGCCCCUGCACUCAAAGGAGCUUCAAUAUUUCUGGUUGGGAUUAAUAACCCCAUUAAAUCGAAGUUGGGGAAGAUUUUGGCUGAUUCAUUACGAUAUUACUACUUUGAUAGUGAUAAUUUGAUCGCAGAGGCGGCUGGUGGAAAUGCGUCCGCUCAAGCUUUAAAGGAAGCUGAUGAGAAGGCUUUUCAGGAAUCAGAGACUGAAGUGCUGAAGCAGCUGUCAUCUAUGGGUCGGCUUGUAGUUUGCGCUGGAGAUGGUGCGGUCCAGAGCUUGACAAAUCUUGCACUUCUAAGACACGGGAUCUCCAUAUGGAUCGAUGUUCCUCUGGAUGUCGCAGCUAAAGGGGAUGAUUCAUUCAACUCAGAACCUAUCCCUGAGUUGUUUGAUGCGCUAAAAGCGAGUUACGAAAAAUCAAGAAAAGGUUACGAUACAGCAGAUGCAACAAUUUCCCUUCAAAGAAUAGCUACAAAGCUGGAAUGUGAAGACGUGGAAACACUAGCUUCUGAAGACAUUGCUUUGGAAGUGUUGAAGGAAAUCGAGAAGAUGACCAGAGUGAAGAAAAUGAUGGAAGAAGCUUCUCGACCUUUCUAGGUCGAUUUUUACUCCCUCUCACUCAUGCAAUCGUAAAAUCUGUCAAUUUUUUAGGUUUUUGAAAAGGUCAUAUGAUUAUAUUGUAUAUCAUCGACACAGAAAUUGAGCAUAUUGCAUAAAAAUUUAGUGU